AUGGCUAAAGGCACUGGAGAUCCAAGGGUGAGAUUGUCCAUUGACAUUGCACCAAAGUUUUUCUGGCUUCAGGAUUUCCUAGGGUUUGACAAAGCAAGCAAAACCCUUGAUUGUGUUAUUUUCAUUAGAGAACUGGUUGAAGAAACAAAUCAGGCCUCAUCUGAUGAAUCAAAAAUGAAAUUUCUGGAAACUAUAAUUGGAAAGAAAGAGUCAGUAGUCGAGUGUGUUGAUGGCAAAAAGAUGAAAACCAGGCGAAAAUGCAAAGCUGGAUUUGGAGUGAAUAAUGCUGCAAGAGACCAGUCAAGAGCAGAGGCAAGAGCAAGAGCAAAAAUUGGAGUUAAGAAGCUUGAUGAUGACGUCGAAUUAGUUCCUGAUUCAAAGCUCUAA
This is a messenger RNA of Cynara cardunculus var. scolymus (artichoke), 387 nucleotides long. RefSeq names its product transcription factor CYCLOIDEA-like. The record is from RefSeq and is a predicted model, not a curated record. NCBI's taxonomy places the organism in Eukaryota, Viridiplantae, Streptophyta, Magnoliopsida, Asterales, Asteraceae. The transcript has 2 exons. Bases 1 to 387 code for a protein of 128 amino acids.